UCACCCAGAGGCAGAAGAGACGUCUGUUCAAUCUGGAACUUAAUCUUCAAAAAGGUCCAGAUCUGAUGAAAUGUCGUCUACAACCCAGACUGUGCUGAUGCUGUGGAGCAUCGUGCUGGUUCUGGUUCCAGGGACCAGAUCCAGACCAGCCACAGAGGACCAAGAGCUGAAGCCACACAGACCGAUCCUGCAGGACGGUCUGCUGAAAGACCAAACUGCAGCUGUCGGCAGUGAUGUGACCUUUGAAUGUAAGGUCCUGAGUGAACCGUCUCCACACAUCCAGUGGCUGAAACAUCUCACCAUCAACGGCAGUGAUGUUGGACCAGAUGGACUUCCCUAUGUCCGUGUGCUCAAGACUUCAGGAAAAGAUGAAGACAUGGAGAUCUUGACUCUGAGGAACGUGUCUCUGGAUGAUGCAGGACAGUACACCUGUCUGGCUGGAAACACGUUUGGGAUCGCCUAUCACUCUGUCAGGCUCACGGUUGUCAGCGGACCCAGCGGUAAUAUUCCCCAGACUCUGGAGAUGUUUCCUCCAGAGGCGGAGCCUAGCAGACCGCUCCUGCAGGACAGUCUGCCGGCAGACCAAACUGCAGCUGUCGGCAGUGAUGUGACCUUUGAAUGUAAGGUCCUGAGUGGAGUUUUUCUCCACAUCCAGUGGCUGAAACACAUCACCAUCAACGGCAGUGCUGUUGGACCAGAUGGACAUCCCUACGUCCGUGUGCUCAAGACUUCAGGUAGAGAUAAAGGCAUGGAUGUUCUGACUCUGAGGAACGUGUCUCUGGAUGAUGCAGGAGAGUACACCUGUCUGGUGGGAAACAUGUUUGGGAUCUCUCAUCGCUCUGCCAAGCUCACAGUUGUCAACAGACCCAGCCAUAAUAUUCCCAGACUCUGAAGAUCCAGGGACGUGUGACCCACACAUGAUUCUGAACUGGUUUGUCAGAACCACAACACUGAAAAUGUCAGACAUGCAAGCUCAGCAAUAAGAGGGGAUACAGGGGAGGGCCAAAACUGGGGACCAUGGACUUCAGCAAAAUCAUGGUCCAUUUAUAAGUUAAUCUGUGAUAUCCAUAUUUGAACCUGAAUAAAAACCACUCUGAUCAAAG
Molecule: messenger RNA, 1103 nt
Organism: Cheilinus undulatus (humphead wrasse)
Lineage: Eukaryota; Metazoa; Chordata; Actinopteri; Labriformes; Labridae
Product: fibroblast growth factor receptor 1-A-like
Exons: 5
Coding region: 71-892 (273 amino acids)
Cellular component (GO): plasma membrane
Molecular function (GO): fibroblast growth factor receptor activity; fibroblast growth factor binding
Source: RefSeq, a predicted model, not a curated record